ACAAAAAUGUCGCAGAGGGCGUCAACAAAGGUUACUUCCGGGAAGAGGACAAAUGUCAACAAAGAAUAAAAUGUGACUUGUAUUGCAAAACACUGAUAUAUGAUCAAAUAUUUAUACACAGGUCAUGGUUAAAAAUGUUGUCAAACUUAAUAAAAGUCCAUCAAGCAAAACAGUCUGCGAGAAAGGAAAGACAAGAGAAAAAGAAAAGGGAGGCAAUUAUUGCAGCAUCAGCACUCACACACUCUUUAGUGGAUCAUCUUAAUGCAGGAGUUGCUAAUGCCUAUGUAAAUCAAAAGAAGCUUGAUACAGAAACAAAGAUACUUCAGUCCAAUGCUGCACAGUUCUCCAAACAGACCACACAAUGGCUUAAACUUGUAGAGGAUUUUAAUACAGCUCUUAAGGAAAUAGGAGAUGUUGAGAACUGGGCUAAAAGUAUCGAAACAGACAUGCGGACAAUUUCUAGUGCUCUGGAAUACACAUACAAAAGAAAUGAGAGUUAAUGGUAAAGAUGAGAGAUCUGUGAUAGCACAUAUGGUAAAACACUGAUGGAAGAACCCUGUGUUGGCAGAUAAUUGACUGUUAAAUUGUGCCAUAUUGAACAGAAUACAUUAUAAUCAAAAAGCAGUUGACAUUUUGUGAAGUGUGACAUUAUAUUUGGACCAUUUAUCAUAUAUGAUAUCAAACACUCAUAAUGUUCUUCAUUUUUUAAAGCCUUAAUUACUAGUUUGGGCCUCCAUGGCAUUGACUUAAAAUUACUUGCUGCUCACCAUAGUUAGUUUGAAACCUCACUCGAGGUUCAGAAUUAUUUAAUACAAGGAAGCUAUCCAGCUUGCAUAUGGAAAGUCGUGAUUCUACCCAGGUGCUGCCUUGUGCUUGUAAAAGAACAUGGAAGGGAACCAGAGGUCUUCCUUUCCCCCAUCAAAAGCUGGAAAGUCACUAUACGACAUAAAAUUGUGCUAGUGUGACAUAAAACCAAACAAAAUAAGUGAAUAAUCUUUAGAUAAUUUGAUGUACAUAAUGCAUAGUAAUUUUAGUAUGUGAACUUCAAGUUAUUUAUUAUUACAGUUCUGUUUCAAUACAUAAUGUAUAAAC
Molecule: messenger RNA, 1092 nt
Organism: Mercenaria mercenaria
Lineage: Eukaryota; Metazoa; Mollusca; Bivalvia; Venerida; Veneridae
Product: biogenesis of lysosome-related organelles complex 1 subunit 1-like
Exons: 5
Coding region: 135-500 (121 amino acids)
Biological process (GO): endosomal transport
Cellular component (GO): BLOC-1 complex
Source: RefSeq, a predicted model, not a curated record